CCGAGCGGACAUGGACCGUACCCCUCAACCCGGGCCUCGGAGCAGGAGUGCCAGGAGAGGAGCCGCACUCGCCAACGCGGGAGCAAACACCCGUCCUUUGCUCACCCGAACUGGACAUCACUUCACUGACCAGAGAGAAAGAAAACGUGGCCCAGGGCCGCGUGCCCGGCACGCCUCCUGAUGUGGACGGCCGCACGAUACCGGAAGUGGGUGGGGUAUCCCGCGAGCUCUUCCGGCGAAUAGCGGCGAUUGAGGUGCAGGUGAGCCGCGGGUUCCCGUCCGCGUCCCGCCGACGGGCGAGCGGACGCCCUCGCGGCUGUCCUUUGCACCCUUGGGAGAGGUCAAAAUGAACUAUAUGCCGGGCACCGCAAGCCUCAUCGAGGACAUCGACAAAAAGCAUUUGGUCCUACUUCGAGAUGGAAGGACACUUAUAGGUUUUUUAAGAAGCAUUGAUCAGUUUGCUAACUUAGUGCUUCAUCAGACUGUGGAGCGCAUUCAUGUGGGCAAAAAGUACGGUGAUAUUCCUCGAGGAAUUUUUGUGGUCAGAGGAGAAAAUGUGGUCCUACUAGGAGAAAUAGACUUGGAAAAGGAGAGUGACACGCCCCUCCAGCAAGUGUCUAUUGAAGAGAUCCUAGAAGAACAGAGAGUAGAGCAGCAGAGCAGACUGGAGGCAGAGAAGCUGAAGGUGCAGGCCCUCAAAGAUCGGGGCCUCUCCAUUCCUCGGGCAGAUACCCUGGAUGAGUACUGAGUUCCUUGCUGAGAGACUGCUGCUCACCCCACACACCUGACCAGAGUGCAGAAUUGAAAAGUGGUCUUUCACAUAUGCCAAUAUGAAGAAACCAUGGGAUU
This is a messenger RNA of Acomys russatus (golden spiny mouse), 849 nucleotides long. RefSeq names its product LSM1 homolog, mRNA degradation associated (gene Lsm1). The coding region runs from base 347 to 748 and encodes 133 amino acids. Gene Ontology annotation, biological process: deadenylation-dependent decapping of nuclear-transcribed mRNA. The record is from RefSeq and is a predicted model, not a curated record. Gene Ontology annotation, cellular component: Lsm1-7-Pat1 complex; P-body. Lineage: Eukaryota; Metazoa; Chordata; Mammalia; Rodentia; Muridae. Gene Ontology annotation, molecular function: RNA cap binding. The transcript is spliced from 4 exons.